Capronia coronata CBS 617.96 is the source of this 1323-nucleotide messenger RNA. Its product is annotated as elongation factor Tu, mitochondrial. NCBI's taxonomy places the organism in Eukaryota, Fungi, Ascomycota, Eurotiomycetes, Chaetothyriales, Herpotrichiellaceae. The record is from RefSeq and is a predicted model, not a curated record. Bases 1 to 1323 code for a protein of 440 amino acids. Gene Ontology annotation, cellular component: mitochondrion. Gene Ontology annotation, molecular function: GTP binding; translation elongation factor activity; GTPase activity. The transcript has 4 exons. Gene Ontology annotation, biological process: mitochondrial translational elongation.
AUGGCUUUCUCUCGCUCCCUCACAUCUCUCCUGCGCACUUCGCGGCACAUUGCGACGCCUGUGAGAGGUGUUAACCCAGUCAACAGAGUCUUUGGUCACGACAGAUUCGGAGCCCGAACGUAUGCGGCAGUCUUUGAACGAACCAAACCCCAUGUGAAUGUCGGUACUAUUGGCCACGUCGAUCACGGCAAGACUACGCUUACGGCAGCCAUCACGAAGAGACAAGCCGAGAAAGGCUUUGCCACCUUCUUGGAAUAUGGAGCCAUUGAUAAAGCCCCCGAAGAGCGAAAGAGAGGUAUUACCAUCGCAACCGCACACAUCGAAUACCAGACGGAAGCCCGCCAUUAUGCCCACGUCGACUGCCCCGGUCACGCCGAUUAUAUCAAGAACAUGAUCACUGGUGCUGCUUUGAUGGACGGUGCCGUCAUGGUGGUUGCUGCUGGUGAUGGACAAAUGCCUCAAACUCGUGAGCAUCUGCUCCUGGCUCGUCAAGUCGGUGUGCAAAAGAUUGUCGUCUUCGUCAACAAGGUCGACACCGUCGAAGACCCGGAAAUGUUGGAACUGGUCGAGAUGGAAAUGCGUGAACUGCUGUCGACCUACGGAUUUGAAGGAGAGGAAACCCCGAUCAUCUUCGGCUCUGCUCUUUGCGCUCUUGAGGGAACCAGACCGGAAAUCGGUGUCGAGAAGAUUGAUGCUCUGUUGGAGGCCAUCGACACCUGGAUCCCAACUCCGGUCCGCGAAACCGACAAGCCUUUCAUGAUGUCUGUCGAAGAAGUCUUCUCCAUCUCCGGCCGAGGAACCGUCGCCUCGGGACGUGUCUUGCGUGGUGUUCUGAAGAAGGAUUCGGAAGUGGAGAUCGUCGGUGGCGGCAGCGCCCCGAUCAAGACCAAGGUCACCGACAUCGAAACCUUCAAGAAGUCCUGCGAUGAGUCCAGAGCCGGCGACAACUCAGGCCUUCUCCUCCGUGGUGUCAAGCGAGAGGAUGUCAAACGUGGAAUGGUUAUCGCAGUUCCGGGCGCGGCCAAGGCACACCAAGAAGCGCUGGUUUCCAUGUACGUCUUGACCGAAGAAGAAGGUGGACGCAAGUCCGGUUUCACCCAGGCCUACCGACCACAGAUCUUCAUCCGCACGGCGGAUGAGGCGGCGGACCUGGCAUGGCCCGAAGGCACCGAAGACACCAGCAAGGUGGUCAUGCCGGGUGACAACGUCGAGAUGGUUAUCAAGACAAACCACCCCAUCUGCAUGGAACCGGGUGAACGAUUCAACCUCCGAGAAGGUGGAAGGACCGUCGCCACCGGCCUGAUUACGAGAAUCUUGAAAUAA